UCUCUCCGUCAUGGCGUACUACGGACAUCAACCUCCUCCACAACACGAUCAGAAUUUCUUAUGGAAUAUCUUCCAAAGAGUGGAUAAAGAUCGAAGUGGUGGGAUCUCUACCAACGAACUACAGCAGGCGCUGUCAAAUGGGACUUGGACGCCUUUUAACCCAGAAACUGUGCGACUUAUGAUUGGAAUGUUUGAUCGCGACAACAAUGGAACUAUCAAUUUUCACGAGUUUGCAUCUCUGUGGAAAUACAUAACUGACUGGCAGAACACAUUCAGAAGUUAUGAUAAGGAUAACUCUGGAUCAAUAGAUAAGAGAGAGCUGCAAACAGCCUUGACUAGUUUUGGUUACAGGUUAACAGACAGAUUUUAUGGUAUUUUGAUCAAAAAGUUUGAUCGCAGUGGUCAAGGAGUUGUCAAUUUUGAUGAUUUCAUUCAGUGCUGUGUUGUAAUACAGAUGUUGACAAGUGCAUUUCAGGGCUUUGACACAAACCGAAGUGGAUGGAUUACCAUUAACUAUGAACAAUUCUUGUCUCUAGUAUUUAGUUUGAAAACCUAAAAGAUGCUCAUUAAUUCUUCAAGUACAACACUUCUAUCUUAUUUAAAUAUUAGUAGGUCUUGUUACUACUUCAUACAACAGGCUUCAAAUAGUGAGUAAUAGUCAGUAGGUAAAGAAGAAACCUUCCAAACUUUCCCUUCUACAAUAUAUGGACUCGCUACUGAAAGUCUUGUUUAGGUGAAUGUUCUGUGUACUGCUUUGUAGCCUGCACUUUGAAAGAAAAGGAUGUUUAACCCCUCAAGUUUCACUCCCCAGGUUCCAUUUUUAGUCAUUCUCCUUACCGUCUGCUAUACAGUUCUUAUGAUGGUAGUUUGGAGAAUUUGGUAUGGGAUCAACUAAUAAUCCCCCAGUU
Messenger RNA from Stylophora pistillata, 908 nucleotides. RefSeq names its product programmed cell death protein 6. Lineage: Eukaryota; Metazoa; Cnidaria; Anthozoa; Scleractinia; Pocilloporidae. Gene Ontology annotation, molecular function: calcium ion binding. The record is from RefSeq and is a predicted model, not a curated record.